Molecule: messenger RNA, 513 nt
Organism: Candida albicans SC5314
Lineage: Eukaryota; Fungi; Ascomycota; Pichiomycetes; Serinales; Debaryomycetaceae
Gene: FGR18
Product: Fgr18p
Exons: 2
Coding region: 1-513 (170 amino acids)
Source: RefSeq, a predicted model, not a curated record
AUGAACAAGCAAACAAACUUAAAUGAUAACAAAGAAGUAAAAGGAGUAGAAGGAGAAAUCCCUAAUAAAUGGAGAAUUUUCACCCAUUGUUCUAAAUUAUUUCAAUUUCAAAUAGUUUUGAAAAACCGUGGCUCAGUUGCUCGAGAUCAUAUGGCAAAUGAAAGAACAUUUCUAUCGUGGAUUAGAACAGCAUUAGUGUUUUUAACAUUUAGUAUUGGGUUUUUACAAUUUUAUCGAUUAGAGAUAAAAGCCAACACCAAUACCUUAGGUGAUUCAAAUUUACUGCAAAUGAUUCAAACUUUAGGUAAACCACUUGGAGCCAUGGGUACCAUAUUGAGUGGGUUGACUGUCACAUUUGGAACUAUUCGAUAUUUCCAAGUUCAAGAAUUAUUACUUGAUGAUUAUUAUCCAGUUACUCGAUUCACAAUUAUUAUUUUGAUACUAAUCAAUUUAAGCAUCCUUGUGGUGUCGUUUAUUCUAAAUAUAGAUAUAUCUCUCUUUGUAAUGCUGUGA